AUGGCAGACCUUUCAUAUAAUGAUUUUUAUGGUCAAAUCUUAUUCUCCAUUGGAAAACUUUCUCAUCUCACCUCUCUCAACCUUUCUCGUAAUCAUCUUUUUGGCCAGAUUCCAUCUUCAAUUGGAACUCUUUCGAAUCUCACAUCUCUCCGCCUUUCUGUUAAUCGGUUUUCUGGUCAGAUUCCAUCCUCAAUUGGAAACCUUACAUAUCUCACCUCUCUCUCCCUUUUUAAUAAUCAGUUUUCGGGGCAGAUUCCAUCCUCAAUUACAAAGCUCUCUCGUCUCGAAUAUCUUAACCUGGGUUAUAACAAUUUCGAUGGUGAAAUCCCAUCUUCUUUGGGCAGUUUGAAACAGUUGACGGACUUAGGUUUAGGAUCCAUUAAGCUUAGUGGUAACUUUCCUGUUGCGCUACUUAAUUUGACAAAGUUGUCGUAUUUAUCACCUUCGUAA
Messenger RNA from Thlaspi arvense, 450 nucleotides. NCBI's taxonomy places the organism in Eukaryota, Viridiplantae, Streptophyta, Magnoliopsida, Brassicales, Brassicaceae. The record is from the annotation of a GenBank genome assembly.